Messenger RNA from Aricia agestis (brown argus), 1359 nucleotides. Its product is annotated as transmembrane protein 127-like. Lineage: Eukaryota; Metazoa; Arthropoda; Insecta; Lepidoptera; Lycaenidae. Gene Ontology annotation, biological process: negative regulation of TOR signaling; negative regulation of cell population proliferation. The record is from RefSeq and is a predicted model, not a curated record. The transcript is spliced from 4 exons. Gene Ontology annotation, cellular component: membrane. Bases 176 to 1033 code for a protein of 285 amino acids.
ACUUGUGGCCUGUGACUGUGGAGUGUGGGCUGUUUUCAAUAAUUAUUUUUGUAGUAUCCAAUUUCCAAAACAAUUGAGUGGUUUUACCUAAGUUAAGCGUUGUGACCAAGCUGUUUUAAUUGUUAUUUAUUUGAAACAACAACUUGCAUCCAUGCACUCCACACAAGACUGAAGUAUGGAUUGUAUAACAAGGAUUCGAGGUUUUAAAUUAAGCUGUUCUUUCAAAGACAAGGAACUGAACAAAAUUGCAGCAUUCUUCAAUGUGUCGACAUUUCUGUUGACUUGUGCUGCAUUGGUCCAGCCAAGUUGGUUCCGCAUCAAGGGGCUGCACUGCACCCAAAGUCUUUCCUUGACACAGUUCUUCAGUUUUGAUGAUGAUGAUGAUGAUGAUGAUAGUGACCAGAUAACUAUACGUCAGAAUGAAUUUGGGUCUAUGGACCAGAAUGCUGACAGUGGUUUGCCUCCAUGCAUCACAAUAGAGAUUAUAACUCUUAUGAGAAUACUAAUUCUGCUGUGUUUCAUGGUGUUACUCUGUUCGAGCAUCGGUGUACUGAUCAACUUUACCAGUCUCAACAGUAAAGCUAUCAAAAUGCUGCGAAGAAAUGCGGUGCCAAGCAUAAUGUGUGUGUUCUGGGUUAUUGCGAUAGUUGGUGUGUGUUAUUACACAACUGUCGUUCUUGGUAAUGAAAACAACAGUGACCCGAAUACAAUACAAGUUGACUAUGAAUAUGGAUUUUACACAAUUACUGGUGCAGGCGCCCUGGCUCUGUUGGCAUCUGCAGCGAAUCUCUGGGGUGCUCCUCUGUCCAACGACGAGGACAUACAGAGACGUAAUCUCAUGGAGGACUGGGACGGCUACGAAGCCCACAGUGUAGGCCCUACACCAGCGGUACCAACACUACCUCCGUACACACCGACCGCUGACUACGUACCUAGUGUACCCACGUUCCCCGCACCUGUACUGGGCUCCCAACAAUACUUCCCCUUUGAUGACCUCUCCAUAUUACCUCCUCCUCCACCCUAUACUCCAUAGACAACCAAAUAUAUUUUUAUAGAGCUUUUGUCUGUAAUGGCUAAUGUUUUCCGAAUACAUAUUUAAAGUUAGCUUGUACAUAAUGUAGACGACUAUUGACUUAGUGAUAGUAUUUAAUUUAUAAGCAAUCGAACGCCUUGUAGUUUUACGCAAAAGUUUAAAGUUGAGAAUCUCAAAUUUAAGUAUUGUUGCAAUGUAAGUUGCGUGACACGAGAUUGAUUAGUAUUUGUCUAUAAAUGAAUUUUGCUUCAACUAAUUUCAGUUGGUUAUUUGAUUUAACCCGUCGAUCGUGGAAAAACGAGACAAAAGAAUUUCUAUUGUGUCUU